AUGGGCUAUUCAUUGCAGGAGAUCGAUGACGAAGAUUUGAAUGAUUUAGAAGAGAGUCAGGUAACUACUGUAUCUAGUACCAAAAAUAAUAAGCAACCAUAUUUGUUGGAGUAUGGUAAGCUUGUUGCUAACGAGGUUUAUACAAAUGUGGAGGAAGGGAAUGAAUGUGCUAAGGACAUAAGCAAUGUAGAUAAAGUCAAUGAAAAUUUUGGAGUUAACAAAGACAAUAAAUGUGUUGGGGUUGAUAGAGAGAAUGGAAGUGUUGGGGUUGACAUAGGCUAUGAAAGAGUUGAGUUUGAGAGAGACAAUGCAACAAAUGAGGUUGAUAGAGGCAAUGAAAUUACUAGGGUUGACAUACAUAAUGAAGCUCAGAUAAACAGUGAAGCCAGUGAUAGUUAUUCUAAUGGGUUUGAUUUUCAUGGCAUGACUAUGAUGUAG
Molecule: messenger RNA, 438 nt
Organism: Ilex paraguariensis (yerba mate)
Lineage: Eukaryota; Viridiplantae; Streptophyta; Magnoliopsida; Aquifoliales; Aquifoliaceae
Source: the annotation of a GenBank genome assembly